UCUGGUCGCUAUAAAUUAAGUCAAGUAAAGAGACUAGACCGGCUUUGUCUCUUUCGCCGCUCCCAUAAAAGAGAAUUCUAGGGUUUCUGCUCUUCAAAGCUACCGAAAAUGACCAAGAGAACCAAGAAGGCCGGUAUUGUCGGGAAGUAUGGUACCCGUUAUGGUGCUAGUUUGAGGAAGCAGAUUAAGAAGAUGGAGGUCAGUCAGCACAGCAAGUUCUUCUGUGAGUUCUGCGGCAAGUAUGCUGUUAAGAGGAAGGCUGUUGGUAUCUGGGGUUGCAAGGAUUGUGGCAAAGUGAAAGCUGGAGGUGCUUACACUUUGAAUACUGCUAGUGCCGUGACAGUCAGGAGUACCAUCCGUAGGCUGAGGGAGCAGACCGAGAGUUAAUUGUAUUUUAUAUCAUGUCAUGUUUUAUUGACUUGUGGAUCUUGGUGUCAUUUUGAUUGGAGACGUUUAAUCUGUUUCAUUUCUAUCGUGUUUAGGAGUUAUGGAAGUGAUGAAAGGAAAUUCAGUUUGAGAAGAUUGAUAUGGUUGUAUCUCGACCCUUUCCAAUUUAAUAUAUAGCCAGCUUUGCCUUGUGGUCUA
Messenger RNA from Populus euphratica (Euphrates poplar), 585 nucleotides. RefSeq names its product 60S ribosomal protein L37a. NCBI's taxonomy places the organism in Eukaryota, Viridiplantae, Streptophyta, Magnoliopsida, Malpighiales, Salicaceae. Gene Ontology annotation, cellular component: ribosome. The transcript is spliced from 5 exons. Gene Ontology annotation, biological process: translation. Bases 109 to 387 code for a protein of 92 amino acids. Gene Ontology annotation, molecular function: structural constituent of ribosome. The record is from RefSeq and is a predicted model, not a curated record.